Molecule: messenger RNA, 10576 nt
Organism: Gorilla gorilla gorilla (western lowland gorilla)
Lineage: Eukaryota; Metazoa; Chordata; Mammalia; Primates; Hominidae
Gene: HOXC6
Product: homeobox C6
Exons: 2
Coding region: 9011-9718 (235 amino acids)
Biological process (GO): anterior/posterior pattern specification; regulation of transcription by RNA polymerase II
Cellular component (GO): nucleus
Molecular function (GO): DNA-binding transcription factor activity, RNA polymerase II-specific; RNA polymerase II cis-regulatory region sequence-specific DNA binding
Source: RefSeq, a predicted model, not a curated record
CCGGUGAGGCCUCUAUUUCUCUCUUUCGCCUGCAUUUUGUCCGCCCCCGCCCCUGUGGAUGGCCGCUAAUGGGGGGGAACACAAGUGUCCUUUGUCCGUCCCCGAAAGAAAACCUUUUCCAGAGAAGGCCAUUCAGGCCAGUGGAGAUUCACCUAGAAUAUUAGAAGGGCCCACUCCCACCCGAGGGGCGGGCCUGGGCGAGGCUGAGAUAUUUCUCUUAAUCCUAGAACGACCUCACUGAGUGUACCCACAGCGAGAUUUGGAGGUGCUAGAGUUCGAGGUUGGCCGCUUAACAGCACCAUCCUGAGGUGUCUUUAUAUAAUAUUUUAAUUGAUUUUCUGUCCCUUCCUGGCUACAGCCCUGCAGCUCCCCCACCCCUAUCCUAUGCCCUUCACCCCUAGACCCAUCCUUACAAGACAGAGGCAAGCAGAGAAGGCAUAGCAGCAGCGACCGGCGCUCUGUUUUCAUUUUCCACUCUGGCCAGGGGAUAAACUGGACCCCAGCGGACUCCAACACCAACUCUCUGCUUCCCAGUUACUUUCGAUUUUCUUUCCCUUCUCCUUCUUUCUCUCCCUCUCUGGCAUUCAAACAGAAGCAUAAGAGGACCCACCAGUGGCAACUCUCAGCCUCCUUGCAGGCCAUAUUCCCUGCUGACGUGGUCCUUCCUGCAGGAGAGCCCUUCUGUGAUUAUCUAAUAAUAGCCAGGGUGGCUGAGAAUAGAAUCUGGCUCAAGGACUCUGCACACCCGGGGCAGAGACACUGAAUCUGUGGGUCAGGGCCUGGCAACAUUCCUUGGAGCCUCCCCCUCUGAGCCCACUCUUUGGGCACCCUUAGGCUUGCCUGCCCCCCUUAUAGGGGGCUUUGUCAGCCCUGCCAUCCGCUGUAUUUCAUGUGCUGGUUCCUAGCUAAGGAGAAUUGGGCAGAGCAAACCCUUUCUCUCCCUGGUCUGACAGUUGUGAUCCCGACAGAAUGCGACCUUGUUUGGAGAAGGCGACCUUGUUGGGUUGGCUGUGUUCUGAAACCAGGCUUGGGAGUGUUAUAUAUUUAUUAUAUACAGGCUUAAAUAUACAGACUCAGGCUUAUGCAUGAAUAUAUACAGACUCAUAUUUCCUUGGUGGUUAAUUGUAUAUUACCAUGCCUAUAUUCGCUGGAACACCAUUUUAUGUGCAUGCAAAAUUUUGUUAGUCCUCACUAGAUGAGAGUGGGCUCAUGGAGGCACCGGGUGCACUGAGCAGGCCCUCUGUGCAUGCUCUGCUGGAAAUAUGUGCUCACUGGAAUCGGAGUAUGCGGGUUCCAGUAACCAAUGGAUGCCAUAAAGACUUUCUCAGACCUUAUUGCUUUUGUUGCCCAAGCAGCUGGACUGGGGAAAUACUAAAUCCCUUCUGCUUUCUCUCCACACCUCCUGGCAAACUCUCCCAACUUAGAAAUUAUUUUACAAGGGAGACCAGUUGUCUUGAAAUUGAGUUCUGCGGGAUUCUUUUCACGGGCAUGGUGGGGCUGCAAGCAAUUCUGAGUAGUCAGGGCCCUGGCGCUGGAAGCCUCACUGGAGCGAUGAAGGGAUCAGAGUGGUUAAUAAGGUGGCCUCUGGACAGUGAUCUGGGGCAGCUGCUGGCCAGGGUGCUUGGAGAAGCUUGUGGAAAAGUCAAGCCAAAAGGGGUAGGGAUGCAGUGAAUAUCUGUUUCUCCCCCUACUUGCCCCAGCCGGCCGCUCACCCCGCCCCAUCCCGAUUUGCCUGCAUCCGUGGCGGCAGAUUGGGAGUUCUCUAAGGUCCCCCAAAUACCCAGAUCUGGUUACUGGAUGAACAGCUUUUUAAUCCUCGUCGCUAUCUGAGCCAGGACAAGACCUGGUCAGGGAGACGGCUGGUCCAGGCAGCACGGGAGAGGACGUUGGACCCGCCGCCUGUGGCCUGGAGCACUGAGUAUGGGCUACCAAGGCUGAGAAUUGAUGGGCCUCCUUUCCCAGCCUUUUUCCCUUCCAGAGACACAAAAAGACAGAGCAGAGGGGAAAUAUCAAUGUCAGUGGAAAACCCCAUAAAAGAAAGCAGGGACCAGAGCGGGGCUGGAGGGGUUUUCCGCUACUCUCUCUAGGUGAUCGGGUUCCUCCCAAGACUCUUGUCCAGACAGGCUGCACCAAGAGGUGUGCAGCUUUCUUCCACCUUCCUCCCGCCCUUCAAGGAGGGCAGCCUUAGGCUUUCUGGGCCUUGGUCACCCCAGGCACUGGGGUGACAUUACCCCAGGAUUGUGCCCCUCGCCCAGCCCACGGCCUCUGCCACGGCGCCGCAGCCGCUCCUGUUUAUUGUGUCUGUGAGUUGUUUACUUGUUUUGUCUGCUGCCACCCUGCGUCAGAAACCCGCCAAACCAGAGAACUCGCCCAGGAGAACAAAGUGCAGCGCUAUCCCCGAACUCCCUCCCCUUUCCAGCAACCCCCUCCUGCCCUCACAAGCUCCUGCAUUCUCCCUUUCGGAGGGGAGGAAGCAGAAAUAGUCUUAAAACAGGGCAGCUGUUUAUAGGGUCAGGGGAAUUAUGGGGACACCAUAAACCUCUGGGUGUCCCUGUGGUGGAGAGACUUCUGAGCAGCCCUUCCCUUGCCUAGGCUUUUCUUCCUUCCCCUGGUGACCACUUGGUUAAGGGGGCCACACUCAUUGAGAAAGUUGAGCCCACCCCCAUCAACCCAGUCCCCCACUACCCCACUCCUUUCUGCAGGAGUUUCCCUGAGACACAGGUUGUUGGAUUUUAAAUCAGGGUAAUGUUGGUGGAUUCAUAAAGCUAGAUAUAGCAUGUCAUUCUCCUCCCACACUCCCUCUCCUCAGCCCCCCAAAAUUGCAGUGAAUUUAAGCAAAUCCUACAAAAUUAAAUUGCCCCUUUGCUAAAGAUCAUAUAUGUCUCCAAUCCUGCCAGGUGUAGAGUCAGAUAGUUGGCUUUUGGCCUUUAAUUUUGCUCCUAGCUAUUAAAUUUAAAAGAGUAUCAUUGAAGUAAGUAAUAAUCUCAUUUCUGAAAUUAAUUUCCCCUCCCAGUCUCUCUCUCUCUCUCUUUUUGCCAGCACAGAUUAAAUGGUUCUUUCAGAUCUGCAAACAAUAAAGGAUAAAAUUAUUUAUAGGGAAAUGAGGAUGCUGUUUUAUUGUUGGCGUAUUGUUCCAGAACAUAACAACAUUUUAUUUUCAAGCAGGAGAGGUUAGACCAGGGGGAGAAAGAUGGGGAAAGGAAAAAACAUGAAAGGAGGGCAGGAACCCACAUACAAAACUCCUGCCAUGUAUAACUGGUAGGACAUUUACAAUUUCUAUAUGACAACUCACUGUGAUGUCAUAAUACCGAGUUCUUGAGUUUUAUAAUUCUCAUGAACCUCUCAAAUGGGUCCAAGCAGUGCUUCAUGUGGAGGGGUAUAGAAGAAGCCAGGAGGCUGGGGAUCCUUUGACCCAGCGCAGAGCAGCACACCCCCUAUUGCGGCUUCUUCCUCAUGUGACAUCCUCUUGAGGCCCUAUUCUGGGGGCUGAAAAUAUUCUGGAUAUUCUGCAUUUUAAUUUUUCUCCUGGGCCAAGCAGGGCCACUUGCUUUGCCCCCCUCAAGUGUCCCUAGGCAUCUAAGCUCUCUCCCCAUUCCCAGCUCACAGAGAGCUGUGUCCCCAGGCUCUCCCCAAGCCCCCUCCUCAGCUAAUACUCAGCUGCUUGGAAUAGAGGUGGGAGGCUUGGGCACCAGCCCCCAAAAAGCCAGAAAUGAUUUUUUCCAGAUGCAGCUGGAAGGGGGCUCAGGGCUGAGCGUGAUGGGGUAGAGAUGUUUGGGACCUAUUUUACGUCUUAACCUUAAGUCAGAGAAGUGAAUUGAGAAGCCAAACAAAUGCCAAUGUGAGAGUUUGUAUCUGCUGAUGGUAGCAGCAAUAAGUGAAGUGCUGGUAAGGAAAGGUCAGGCAGAAAUCUGGAAAGAGAGAGGGAGGAGAGGAAAUGUGACAUGAGUUAGCAGAGCCCCUCCAUAUACCUUUCUUCUCCAUUUAAUUGUAAUAAAGCAAAAGCAGCUCGGGUAGCCUCUCAACCUCUUAGAUCAAAAGAGGAAUCACCAGCGCAGGCCUUGGAGGUGUUUGGGGGCAGUUCUCAGCAGCUUAACAUGCCCCAUCUGCCCUCUUCCUCCUUUCCCCCUCCCUGCUGAUCCCCAGCUCCCUUCAACUGGUCACCCCGGGCCCUGUCCCCAAAAUAUUAGCACCCCCAAAUGAUAUCCAUUUCUGUGUUAGGUGUGUCAAAUUUCACUUCUCUCCAUGCCUAAACUUUGAAAGGAGGAGUGUACCUUUUUGGAAUGCGGUGUGUGUAGGGGGGUCAGGUAUGUGCUCAGACAGCUUCCCCCAUCAUAUCUAUGGGAAACUGGAAGCCCCUUAGGUGAGCCAUGCUUUGGUGUUCCCAAACAGCAUUCCCUGCAUUCAGGUUCUCUGGCAGACCAGGAGGCUCUUUGCGAUCUGAUCCUUUGACUAGGAGUUCCAUGGAGAUCAAAGGAGCUUAUUUAUACACAAAACACCAGGCAUUUGGAGUAGAAUUUAUUUUUUAAUUUCUAAAUAAAAAAGUCUAAUCAUAGACCAAUCGGGCCAACUGAGCAGUCGCUCCAGAACAGCAAAGCCUUAACCAAAUAAUGUGAUUAUGAGGGGAGCUGAGCAAUUACUGAAACUCGGCUUUCUCCGUAAGAGGGAUUUUAGCCCUCGCCCAGUGGCACAAAAGGGGCCAGCGGGGCAACCGUUCUUCUCUUGCUCAGAAAAGUGAGACUUGGGGAUGGUGGGGGCAGGGUCGGGCAGCUGCGGUCGCGUCCAGGCAGCUGAGCACCCAGGCCAGGCGCUGAGGCUGAGCACUGAGUCCUGAGGCUCCAGUGCUUGGGUCCCCGAGCAGCCUCCGGAGGCACCGAGCUGUAGUUGCGGCGGCGCGGCAGUCAGGAAUGGAGUAUGUGUAUCUGUGUGCGAGGGUUGGUGAGUUACAAACAUCCGCGCAGAGUUAGGGGAUCUGGGGAGAGAGAGGAGACAGGGAGAACACAACUAAGGAGGACCUCUGGAAAAUAUUGUCCCCAAAUAAAAAUUCCAGAUCUCAUCCCUCUCAUUUCAAAUAUCCCUCCCCAGGAAAUUAAUAUAUUUCCCAGAGCUGAGUGGAAAGCAAAGGCCAGCAAGGUGAGGCCUGCCCACGAACUUCUUCAGGCUGGGUCCAGUCCCACCUACCCUUUCCCCAGUUCAGAGCUCACAGGCCCCCAGCCUUUCCCUGGCCUAAAGGGGAGUAAGGCUGGAGUGGUAGCAUUUAACUUGCCUAGGGAAAUCCCCAAGUGCCCAGGCUGCAAUGCCACCCUUAUCCUUGGGGACUCCAGGCCAGUGACUGCACCCCACUCAGGUCCAAGGCGCAGGCAGUAAAUUUCUCUCCUAUAAUUAGCGCUAUCCAAAGCAUGUGUUUUGCAUUGGAGAGGACUGGAGAAGCAAGUGGCAACUUUUCCCUUGUAUUCUUUUUCUGUGUUUUUUGAAUUCUGUUUUUGAAUCCACUAAUUAAAGCUUCUCUGAAAGUGAAAAUCUGCUCUUGACACCAAGCCCCUUCCGAAUGCCUGAUUUGGGAGGCCAAUGGGCCAGAGCAGCAGCAAGGAGACCUGCAAGCCUGAUGGAGUUGGGGGUAGUGUUCUCUGAUUUCUCUAGGCUCGUUUUAUAGAAACAAAGAACAAGUUCUCUCCCCUCCUUCCCAAGACUUGUGCAUAUUUACAGAGCACAACUGCAGUUUUAAUAAAACAUCUGUUCUUGCUUCUGCUGAUGAGUUUCCAUAAUUGUUUUCAGACAAAUUUAACAGGAAAAUAUAAAUAUAUUUAGAAAAAUCUAAGUCCCAGCUUUCCCCCUAUAGACCGCCAUUCUUUUGCCAAAAAAAUAAAAUUAACAUGAAAUGGGAAAAAGAAAAUAUAAUCCAAUGUAGGGAAGAUCGGGCUCAUCUGACCUGCUCUCCCCCCUUGGAGCGAAUCCUUUCAGCAAAUUUCAGCUGCAUAAUUAAAGAUCUAAGAGAAAGAAGAGGGCUUCUUCUUUCCUCAGGAAUGAAAGGUAAUUGGGGGGGGGGGGUGUUGAAAAUUAAUUUUGCCAAAGGCCUUUAAGCAGUGGAGGAAUUUAUUUGUAUUUCUGUUUCCCCUUCUCUCCCCCUUCCAGCAUUUCUGCCUUUUUCACCCAGCAGCUGGUUUCUGUUCAUUAUAAAUCGGCGAGACCUUUCAGUCUCUGCCCUCUGUUUAGGGACGUCAUAAAACACUUAACUUUCUGGGGCUGAGGCUCACAUUCUGCUUCUCAGGUCGCCAACCUCCCUGAGCCCACCGACUUUAGGCCCCAAUAGAGAAUCUCCCCAACUUUGGGGCCCCUUUCCUCUCCAGACAUGGUUGAGGAGGGGCUCAAGGAAACCUAGGCAUCCUUGCUGGGGGCUGUAAUCCAUGCUGCCCCAGAAGCCCCUUCUUUCUUCCAAGGUCCUUCCCUCCCCCACCCAGACAUAAAAGAGAUUUUUAAAUACAUAGAAAAUCAACACUCAUUGAAAGUGAAACCUCAUUAAGACAUCCUAUCUUCCAUCAUUCAAUUUGUUGUACAUUGCAACAAUUUAAUAUCUUGAAGGAAAUAUCACUGACAUGAUUUAUCCCUCUAGCAAUCUCUCUCUGAAAUUGGAGGGGGGGACAGAGUUACUCUCUCUUCUGGCCUCUUCUACUUGUUACACCACUACCCUUAGGGCAGAAAGGAGGCUGGGAACUCUGAGAGAGGCUACUUGUGUCCAGGGGUGCACUGACUUGUUCCCUAGCUCAGUCCCCAGAGUACUCCUGCCUUGUUGUCUCUCCCCCACCUCUUGCCCUCCAGGGGGCCUGAAGCCUCAGCCAGCUGUUGGAAACCUCUGCUCAGGCAUGCCAUGAAUUCGAGGACAGCUGGAUUCUAGGGCAAAAAGCAACUCACAUUGGUGUCUAUGUUUGUGUACCUGCCAAGUCACCCCAAAAAUGAGAUAACUCAUCUAAAAUUUUUUUCUUAAUUUAAAAAUCCUCUUCUACCCUUUCCCCUUCAUUUCCUUGGGGAGAAGAAAGUGUGGUCUAGAAGGAGGAACCUUUAUAAUUAUAGGAGUCUUUCCCCUUCCCUUCCAAAUACCGACAAAUUUCUGUCCUUUCUGGAGGAUUGGGGCUGUAUUUUCUAAAACCAACACAAAUUGUCUGGCAGGAAGACUCUUCAACCCCCUAACGAGGUUCAUGUAUUAACUAACAUGCUGUCUCCACCAGCUCCUGCACACUGUCUGCUUUUGGGUUCGAAACUUUAUUUUUCCCCCCUAGCGACACUCCAGGGAAACCUUAACGUUACAGAAGAUGAAUAAACGAGUUUUUUCUCAGCAUAGUCCCGUUUAUGGCUUUAUUGCUACCCAUUGAUUACUCCGCUUUGUUACACAGAAGGAAAAGAUCAUAAAAUCCGGCGACAUCCGGGUUCUUGUUAUAGCCAGCUUUCCCCCCCCCAACCCACCCAAAAAUGGUGGGGGGGAAAUAUGAGCUUUCUCUGCUCCCCGCACACUCCCCACCACCCUUCUUUGUCAACUCAAGGCAUUUUCAGCCUAUAUCACGAUAUCAAAUUAAGUUUGGACUAAUCAGGAGAAAACCCCCAUCUGCACACUUUCCGCUGUUUCAGUUCGCCUACUGCGGCUCCCUCACAAGCCUCGGAUUCAGCUGCCUUUUCGUAACCGUCUCUUCCCUUUUUUUAGCCCCAAGAUGGGGGAAUAAAAUGGGCGUUGAGGCUGCUGAGAGGCCCAUCCCCACCACGGGUGACUGGCACUUGGGUGAGAGCUCCUUAGAACCCCUUUCUGAAGUCUCCAAGCCUUAUAGCUCAGGUCCAGGGGCGCCUCCACUGGCGGUGCCCUGAGUCUGGAGGGGGCAGGGGGGCUUCUGACCAAGGCAGGGGCUUGAGCCUGCAGGAAGCUAACUGUCCAUCAGAGCCCCACCAGCCUUCUCUUUCUGGCUGGAUCCUGUGUGAAUUACCCCACCGGCCCUCACUGGCUCCAAAUCAUAAAUUCUCACCAACAUAAACAGGAGUUGAUGUCUCUAGAAAGAUUCUCAGAGUUUUCGUUCUUCCUUUCUCUCUCUCUCUUUCUCUCUGUCUCUCCCCCUCCGGUGCCACCUCCCUACAUUUUACUUCUUUUUCUCCUUUUUCGAUUGCAUUUUUAUACAUUUUCCCUUUUAGGCAAAAAUGCUGGAAGAGUUUUCCCAAAAGAGGGGUCCUGAGGAGGAGGCAGAAGGGAGCCAGGAGGCAAAGGAGAGCAGAUGCGUGGCCCAUUUGCCCACUCCAGCUCUGCCACUGUACCCUGAAGUCUUGCCCCUUUAGACCUAGUUGUUCCCCACAUCCCUACUACAUUCAAGACUCUCAGCCACACUCUACUUACUCAGGGGAACAGGUUUUAUGAAAUUUCUUUCUACUUUUGAUUUUUUUUAAUUAUUGGUGAAAAAAUACUAGUUUAGUGAUGGGACUCACUCCAUGGAGUGUCAAAACAGGAUUUCCUGCAGGAUUUCUAGGGACCCCCCUCCUGUGCUGGGAGGGAGUUCCUCCCUUGGAGAAAUCAGGAUGUAAUUUUAGAAGGGGGCAGAUAUAAAACAUGAAACCAGAUUGAAAAUACAGGGGUUUCUCUAGCCCUGGCUCUGGCCACAGCACAGCAAAGUUAGCUGGGGCUGAGAGAUUUCCUGGUAGUACAGCUCUCCUUCCCUGAGUCCCAAGGCCCUGCUCAGGGACACGCACCCCUCCUUCACCACCAAACCAGUUCCCUUACAUAUAUAUAUAUAUUUAAAAGAAAUCCAAGUCUUACUUUCAAAGCACACACUUAGUCUCAACUAGGGAAUCAACAGAAGCAGAAGCGAUUUUUUUCCCCCUUCUUGACAUCUGGCUUGCGAUUGGCUGGGAGGGGGUCAGCUGACUUUGUCAUUUUGUCUGUCCUGGAUUGGAGCCGUCCCUAUAACCAUCUAGUUCCGAGUACAAACUGGAGACAGAAAUAAAUAUUAAAGAAAUCAUAGCCCGACCAGGUAAAGGCAAAGGGAUGAAUUCCUACUUCACUAACCCUUCCUUAUCCUGCCACCUCGCCGGGGGCCAGGACGUCCUCCCCAACGUCGCCCUCAAUUCCACCGCCUAUGAUCCAGUGAGGCAUUUCUCGACCUAUGGAGCGGCCGUUGCCCAGAACCGGAUCUACUCGACUCCCUUUUAUUCGCCACAGGAGAAUGUCGUGUUCAGUUCCAGCCGGGGGCCGUAUGACUAUGGAUCUAAUUCCUUUUACCAGGAGAAAGACAUGCUCUCAAACUGCAGACAAAACACCUUAGGACAUAACACACAGACCUCAAUCGCUCAGGAUUUUAGUUCUGAGCAGGGCAGGACUGCGCCCCAGGACCAGAAAGCCAGUAUCCAGAUUUACCCCUGGAUGCAGCGAAUGAAUUCGCACAGUGGGGUCGGCUACGGAGCGGACCGGAGGCGCGGCCGCCAGAUCUACUCGCGGUACCAGACCCUGGAACUGGAGAAGGAAUUUCACUUCAAUCGCUACCUAACGCGGCGCCGGCGCAUCGAGAUCGCCAAUGCGCUUUGCCUGACCGAGCGACAGAUCAAAAUCUGGUUCCAGAACCGCCGGAUGAAGUGGAAAAAAGAAUCUAAUCUCACAUCCACUCUCUCGGGGGGCGGCGGAGGGGCCACCGCCGACAGCCUGGGCGGAAAAGAGGAAAAGCGGGAAGAGACAGAAGAGGAGAAGCAGAAAGAGUGACCAGGACUGUCCCUGCCACCCCUCUCUCCCUUUCUCCCUCGCUCCCCACCAACUCUCCCCUAAUCACACACUCUGUAUUUAUCACUGGCACAAUUGAUGUGUUUUGAUUCCCUAAAACAAAAUUAGGGAGUCAAACGUGGACCUGAAAAUCAGCUCUGGACCCCCUCCCUCACCGCACAACUCUCUUUCACCACGCGCCUCCUCCUCCUCGCUCCCUUGCUAGCUCCUUCUCGGCUUGUCUACAGGCCCUUUUCCCCGUCCAGGCCUUGGGGGCUCGGACCCUGAACUCAGACUCUACAGAUCGCCCUCCAAGGGAGGACUUGGCUCCCCCACUCCCUCGACGCCCCCACCCCCGCCCCCCGUGCAGAGAGCCGGCUCCUGGGCCUGGGGCCUCUGCUCCAGGGCCUCAGGGCCCGGCCUGGCAGCCGGGGAGGGCCGGAGGCCCAAGGAGGGCGCGCCUUGGCCCCACACCAACCCCCAGGGCCUCCCCGCAGUCCCUGCCUAGCCCCUCUGCCCCAGCAAAUGCCCAGCCCAGGCAAAUUGUAUUUAAAGAAUCCUGGGGGUCGUUAUGGCAUUUUACAAACUGUGACCGUUUCUGUGUGAAUAUUUUUAGCUGUAUUUGUGGUCUCUGUAUUUAUAUUUAUGUUUAGCACCGUCAGUGUUCCUAUCCAAUUUCAAAAAAGGAAAAAAAAGAGGGAAAACUACAAAAAGAGAGAAAAAAAGUGAAUGACGUUUGUUUAGCCAGUAGGAGAAAAUAAAUAAAUAAAUAAAUCCCUUCGUGUUACCCUCCUGUAUAAAUCCAACCUCUGGGUCCGUUCUCGAAUAUUUAAUAAAACUGAUAUUAUUUUUAAAAGUUUA